AUGGGUGGUAACACAGAAUACCUAGCCGGCUACGGUCAACUCUCCCUUGGGCAAGCUGUUCACAUCGCACAAAAUAGUGAAGGUGGUGUCGACCAACAUCUUGCUCAAUUCCUCGAGAAGAGGUUAGCGGACGUUUGGGCAAAACUCAACGCUGAACCCACAUCAUACAUCCUUCCGGCAGACGAAUUCGCUCUCCUCAACUACUACCGGCCACGCUUCGGCGACUCUGUGGUUGUCAAAGACGCGACAAAACGAUUCUGGGACAAUCACAAAGAUUAA
Ascochyta rabiei is the source of this 279-nucleotide messenger RNA. RefSeq lists its product as uncharacterized. The record is from RefSeq and is a predicted model, not a curated record. NCBI's taxonomy places the organism in Eukaryota, Fungi, Ascomycota, Dothideomycetes, Pleosporales, Didymellaceae. The coding region runs from base 1 to 279 and encodes 92 amino acids. The transcript has 2 exons.